This is a messenger RNA of Erythranthe guttata (spotted monkey flower), 4051 nucleotides long. RefSeq names its product aminophospholipid ATPase 2 (gene ALA2). Gene Ontology annotation, cellular component: plasma membrane. Gene Ontology annotation, biological process: phospholipid translocation. The record is from RefSeq and is a predicted model, not a curated record. NCBI's taxonomy places the organism in Eukaryota, Viridiplantae, Streptophyta, Magnoliopsida, Lamiales, Phrymaceae. Gene Ontology annotation, molecular function: ATP binding; magnesium ion binding; ATP hydrolysis activity.
UUGACAAUUAGACGACCUCUUAUUAACGGGCUAAGUUUAACCCAAACGGGCUUUAAAUCAUUGCGUCUUGGUUUGAAAACGGAAUGCCCAUUCGACUCUUUCAGGCCCAUUAGUGAAAACGGAAAGCCCGCUUUAUAUGAAAGCGUUGCAGAAUAAACAACGAUUCUUUGAACAGAGAAACGCUGGAGUUGACUGAUGCGAUCACAAAGUGCAGCCAACCUACGCGUUUUUUUGCAGCACAAAAGAGCCCGGAAAAAUAGUCGCCCGGAGUUCGUGUAUCGGGUCGAAUAUUCGCGGAAUUUUUGAUCUUCAAACCGCGUCGUUUGGAUUUGCCAACCACUCAGUAGCUAAAAUCACAUUGAUCGAUAGGGUGGAGAUAAGUUUCUAAACUUGGACACUGCUACCUCCGGAAUGUCGCUGAUACCGAUGUCGGCAUUGCUUUGAUCCUUUUAAACUUAAGUUCAUGCUACCAAGUUGAUCAUGAAGCGUUAUGUUUACAUAAACGAUGACAAUCUAGCACAAGAUCUGUACUGUGACAAUCGUAUAUCAAACAGAAAGUAUACCAUAUGGAAUUUUCUCCCAAAAAAUCUAUGGGAACAGUUCAGCCGAUUUAUGAACCAGUACUUUUUGUUGAUCGCUUGCCUUCAACUGUGGUCUCUGAUUACUCCUGUGAAUCCUGCAAGUACAUGGGGUCCUCUUAUAUUCAUAUUCGCGGUCUCCGCUAUAAAAGAGGCAUGGGAUGACUACAACAGAUAUCUCUCAGAUAAGAAAGCAAAUGAAAAAGAAGUUUGGAUUGUCAGGCAGGGAAUCAGAAAGCUUAUCCAAGCCCAAGAUGUUCGUGUUGGGAACAUAGUGUGGCUGCGCGAGAAUGAUGAAGUUCCCUGUGAUCUUGUCUUGCUUGGUACGGCAGAUCCUCAGGGGAUUUGCUAUGUGGAGACAGCAGCACUAGAUGGGGAAACUGAUCUGAAGACACGGGUGAUACCUUCCGCAUGCAUGGGGAUAGAUAUUGAGUUGUUGCACAAAAUCAAGGGCGUAAUUGAGUGCCCCGGCCCAGAUAAAGAUAUUAGGAGGCUGGAUGCAAACAUGCGACUGUUUCCUCCAUUUCUUGAUAAUGAUAUGUUCCCGUUGACAAUUAAAAACACACUUCUUCAAUCAUGCUACUUAAGGAACACUGAGUGGGCAUGCGGAGUUGCUGUGUACACAGGCAAUGAAACCAAGCUAGGCAUGUGUAGGGGUGUACCUGAACCAAAGCUUACAGCUGUGGAUGCCAUGAUUGACAAAUUGACUGGGGCAAUUUUCGUUUUUCAGAUAGUUGUCGUUAUUGUUCUGGGCAUAGCCGGGAAUGUAUGGAAGGAUACAGAAGCAAGGAAGCUAUGGUAUGUUCGAUAUCCAAAACAAGGUCCAUGGUAUGAGCUCCUGAUCAUCCCUCUACGAUUUGAAUUGCUUUGCUCCAUCAUGAUUCCUAUAUCAAUAAAGGUCUCCUUAGAUCUUGUUAAAGGCUUAUAUGCAAAAUUUAUUGAUUGGGAUGAUCAUAUGGUUGAUCUAGAAACAAAGACUCGGUCCAACGCAGCCAACACCGCAAUUAGUGAGGACUUGGGCCAAGUUGAGUAUAUAUUGACAGAUAAGACAGGAACCCUUACUGAAAAUAAAAUGAUCUUCAAAAGAUGUUGCAUAAGUGGACGAUUUUACGGGAAUGAGAAUGGGGAUGCUCUGACAGAUACAGAACUGCUUAAUGCUGUAUCCAGUGGCUCUGCUGAUGUGAUUCGAUUUCUAAAAGUUAUGGCGAUAUGCAAUACAGUAAUUCCUGUCCGAAGCAAAAGUGGGGCAAUUUCAUACAAGGCACAAUCUCAAGAUGAAGAAGCUCUAGUACGUGCUGCUGCCCGUUUGCAUAUGGUUUUAGCAAAUAAAAAUGGGAACAUUCUUGAGAUCAAUUUGAAUGCUUCAUUACUCCAAUAUGAAGUACUGGACAUUCUGGAGUUCACUUCUGAGAGGAAAAGAAUGUCUGUAGUGGUCAAAGACUGCCAAAGUGGGAAAAUCUUCCUCUUGUCCAAAGGAGCAGAUGAGGCUAUUCUUCCUCAUAGUCAUGCUGGACAAGAGAUUAGGACUUAUGCUGAAACUGUGGAACAAUACGCUCAACUGGGUCUGCGAACAUUAUGCCUUGCUUGGCGUGAAUUAGAUGAUGAUGAAUACCAGGAAUGGGCCUUGAUGUUCAAAGAUGCUAAUAGUACACUAAUUGAUAGAGAGUGGAGAGUAGCUGAAGCUUGCCAAAGAUUAGAGCAUGAUCUUGAAAUUCUUGGUGUUGCUGCCAUUGAGGAUCGUCUACAGGAUGGUGUACCAGAAACAAUCGCAACUCUUAGAAAAGCUGGAAUAAAUUUUUGGAUGCUGACUGGAGACAAGCAGAACACUGCUAUUCAAAUUGCUCUUUCUUGCAAUUUCGUGUCCCCAGAGCCUAAAGGACAGCUUUUGAUGGUUGAUGGUAAAACUGAGGAUGAAGUAUGUAGGAGCCUGGAGAGGGUUUUACUUACUAUGAGAAUCACAAAUACUGAACCUAAGGAUGUAGCUUUUGUUGUUGAUGGCUGGGCCCUUGAAAUUGCCCUUAAGCAUUACCGUAAAGCAUUCACAGAACUUGCGAUUUUGUCAAGGACAGCUAUAUGUUGUCGCGUCACUCCAUCCCAGAAGGCACAGCUUGUAGAACUUUUGAAGACAUGUGACUAUAGAACGUUGGCCAUUGGAGAUGGUGGAAAUGACGUGAGAAUGAUUCAACAAGCUGAUAUUGGGGUUGGCAUAAGCGGGAGGGAAGGAUUGCAGGCAGCAAGAGCGGCUGAUUAUAGCAUUGGGAAGUUCAGAUUUUUGAAAAGACUGAUACUUGUGCAUGGACGCUAUUCAUAUAACCGCACAGCAUUUCUUUCCCAAUAUUCCUUCUAUAAGUCCUUACUAAUAUGUUUUAUCCAGAUCUUUUUCUCUUUCAUUUCAGGUGUCUCAGGGACCAGUCUUUUUAACUCUGUCAGCUUAAUGGCUUAUAAUGUGUUUUACACCAGUGUUCCAGUUUUAGUCAGUGUUCUGGACAAAGAUCUAAGUGAAAGAACCGUAAUGCAGCAUCCUCAGAUACUCUUUUACUGCCAAGCAGGAAGACUUCUUAACCCUAGCACAUUUGCUGGAUGGUUUGGCCGGUCUCUCUUUCAUGCAAUUGUUGUUUUCGCCAUCACUAUACAUUCUUAUGCUCUUGAGAAAAGUGAGAUGGAGGAGGUUUCAAUGGUUGCACUUUCUGGAUGCAUUUGGUUGCAGGCAUUUGUUGUUGCAUUGGAGACCAAUUCUUUCACAGUAUUGCAACACCUCGCAAUUUGGGGUAAUUUAGUCGGCUUUUAUGCCAUCAACUGGAUCGUUAGUGCUAUCCCUUCGUCGGGGAUGUACACAAUAAUGUUUCGCCUGUGCAAGCAACCCUUGUACUGGAUUACAAUGAUUCUUAUCGUUGCAGCUGGAAUGGGCCCCGUCCUUGCACUGAAGUACUUCAGAUACACAUACAGGUCCAGCAAAAUAAACAUACUUCAGCAGGCCGAGCGUUUGGGAGGGCCAAUCUUGUCAUUAGGAAACAUAGAAUCUCAGACAAGAACCUUGGAGAAGGAUCUCUCCCCUUUGUCCAUAUCACUACCUAAAAACCGUAACUCCUCCGUUUAUGAACCUCUGUUGACCGAAUCUCCCAAUUCAACGAGACGGUCUCUUGGAGCAGGGGCCCCGUUUGACUUUUUCCAGUCACAGUCCAGAUUGUCUACCAAUUAUUCGAGAAACUGCAAAGAUAACUGAUUUAAUGAUCGACCUAUCAUUAGUUAUACUCCAUGUUUCUUCAACUAACUUAGGCGGGAUUUUGCGAAUUACUUAGUAAAGGAACUUGUGUAACUAACUGUAUGGGUAUGGCUCAUUUUUGUUUCUUUUAUAUAUGGUUUUUUUCUUUUUCUUUUUUUUUUUUCCUUUUUAGGGUUACAUGGAAAGAGGGGGAACAUAUGUAUAAAAAUGAUUCAAUUUCUUAAGUAUAUUUAUUCCUCUUUGGUUCUUU